UUGUGGUAAAACAAACUAAAUAAUUACAAACAUGGCAAAAAAGUAAUUAAGAAAAUGGACUAAAUUGAAUGAUAAUGUUCUGAAUUUAAAGGCUUUUUUGCUGCUUUGAACAUGAUCCAGGAUGGAAAAACUACAAAGCAUGACUGGUCAAAUCUGGAUAGGGUUAUUCUACACUCCAGGUAACUUCUAUGAAACAUAGUUUGUGAGUUUGGAUAUAUUUAUUCAAAUAUUAAUUUUAAGGCUUUUUAUGUCUUGUACCAGGAUUCAGCUUAAAAAUGAGGUGAGAUUCAGAUCUCUCCCCCCCAAUUCCCACUUUUUGUGUUUUAAAUCAUGUUUAUAUUUAAUAUCUUUACUAGAUUCUAGAGGAAGAAUGGAAGUCACAGAGCAAAGUUUCAGCACCACCUGCUUGCGUUGGUCCAUUGUUUUUUUUUUUAUUACAGAACAUCAUAUCUUAAAGGGCUAACUCACUAUUGUCAACUCCACUCAGCUGUCGGACGGUCUGACUAAAGUCAGUCGCCUCAGUAUCUUCACACUUAUACAUCCAAACGAGUUCAAGUGGUUACAGAUUCAUUUCCAAGAUGUUGUUUCUCUCUGUGAACCAAAGACCAGGACAGAAAGCCUUUAAAUAUCCCGCACCUCAUUACUGGAACCAAUUGCAGAAGGAUCUAAUGACUGAGGCUACGGUUUCAUUGAAUAGUUUCAAAGGGCUCUAGAAUCACAAAGGGACAGAAACCACUGACUGUAGAUGUUUUAUGUGAUUUGUUUUUGUUAGAGUCGUGUUUGAAAUUGUCUUGUUUUCAUCUGGUUUUGCUGCUGGAUAUCCAUCCCAGGACACUUUUGUAAAACAGACUUUCCAAAUCGACUAGUUUCACUUUAUGGCAAAAAUAAGGGUCACAAACAAACAAAGUUGCAGAACAUGAUGACUCUUGGAGAGUUAAAGCUUUAGAAUCAAAUAUAUUUUUGAUUAUUUUAUAAUUUGCUGAGAUUUUUCUUCUCAGAAUUCAGAAUAAGCUCAGAAUCCUUUUGGUUUUUUUCACCCCUGUGGCCCCAAUCUUCUUCUGUACAAGAACAGAGUGUUGGUUGAGUCCUAAACUAAUGUCGAUGCUUGGUACAAAUUUAAGCAGCUGUGUUUUUUCCUCCCAUAUCUCCCGUGUCUCUUCUGCUCCGUGCCUCAGGAGAAGGGGGGGUUAAAAAUCGCCUGCCAGGGCACGCCCAUCACUAGCGCUGUGGUUUUUACACCUGCCUCACCAACCCAGCCACUUUGAGCUCAGACCUCCAGGGAUUGCUUCACCUGCAGCCAGCACCGACCGCUUCCUCCGAGGCGUACCGCCGGCCGACGCUGCGGACAGGUGUCCAAACAUGAGCGCCGACGGCCGCUGACUGCAGCCCGCCUCCAUCCGACCAACUCUCUCUGCGGCGGAGGGGAAGCGGCGAGUGUUUUCCCCGCGCCGCCGCGGGGGUACGUGCGCUAAGUAACGGAGGACACAAACAUGCAAUAGGCGGCAUCCCGGUCCGCCGCUACGCCAGAGCGCUCCCACUGGACCUGCUGAACUUUACCCCUCCACCCCCCCGCCCCUGAAGCGAUGGCAGCCGCCACUCUCGGGGAAGUUGGAGGCGUCCUGCACGGCAUCGACGGCGUCGUUCACGUCGGCUCCCAUUUCGUUCUCACGCCUCCCGGGUACGGGCCGACUCUGCUGGGGGAGCCCCACCUCGCCCCCGGGGACAGGCGGUACCUGCCGACCACGCCGGAUCUGAAGCACUUAAAGGGCAUUCUGAGGAGGCGGCAGCUGUACUGCAGGACGGGGUUUCAUCUGGAAAUACUUCCGGACGGCACGGUGCAGGGGACCCGAAAGGACCACAGUCGCCAUGGUAUUUUGGAAUUCAUAAGCCUCGCUGUGGGACUGAUAAGCAUAAAAGGAGUGGACAGCGGGCUUUACCUGGGGAUGAACGACAAAGGGGAGCUCUAUGGCUCUGAAAAGCUCACAGCCGAAUGCGUCUUCAGGGAGCAGUUUGAGGAAAACUGGUACAACACCUACUCGUCCAACCUCUACAAACACGGGGACAAAGGGACGCGUUACUUUGUGGCCUUAAACAAAGACGGGACUCCAAGGGACGGGACGAAAUCCCGACGGCACCAGAAAUUCACACACUUCCUGCCCAGGCCCGUGGACCCAGAGAGAGUGCCAGAACUGUAUAAGGAUAUCCUGGGACACAGUUGAGACGCCAAAGUCCCGGAUCGGGGAGUAGCUGCUUUAACGCCCCUGUUCGGCAGGGAGCGAAAUAGUAACAAAAAAGAAGCAAAAACAAAAGCGAGGCCGAGACGAUGCCGGGCGCAGGCAUGGCGGACCAUGACA
Messenger RNA from Xiphophorus maculatus (southern platyfish), 2354 nucleotides. It is a transcript of the gene fgf20b, whose product is annotated as fibroblast growth factor 20-like. Gene Ontology annotation, cellular component: cytoplasm. Gene Ontology annotation, molecular function: fibroblast growth factor receptor binding; growth factor activity. Bases 1584 to 2219 code for a protein of 211 amino acids. NCBI's taxonomy places the organism in Eukaryota, Metazoa, Chordata, Actinopteri, Cyprinodontiformes, Poeciliidae. The record is from RefSeq and is a predicted model, not a curated record. The transcript is spliced from 3 exons. Gene Ontology annotation, biological process: positive regulation of protein phosphorylation; cell differentiation; regulation of cell migration.